UAUGAGGCUUCAGGUCCUCCUUCUUCUGGCUGUUGGCUCAGCGGCUUCUGACUUUGGGAGCCCACUUGUUGCUCCUAUUUCAACGAGUGAACCGUGGGAUGAUACCGUUUUGAAAAUCAGAGAGUUUGCGAAUAUAUUCACAGCGGCCCUCAGAACACGGAGUUGGUAUAAGAUUGAAAAGUUCUUUGACAAAGAUUUUUAUAUGCUUUGCUUGGCGGACGAUAGAAAAACAGUUAUGAGACGAGAUGAGAGAUGUUCUCCUGAAAUUCCGAGCAAUUCCAUUCAUCACAAGACUGCUCUUGCUUCUGCUGAACAACUCACUACGCUUGAACAUAUCACAAAGUUCUUGGAAUUAUUCGAAGCGGCCAUUGCAACCAGGGAUUGGUAUCAAAUUGAGAAACGCUUCGGAAAAUAUUUCUUUCUCGAAAGAUGUUGGAUCGAUAAUCAUUAUACGCUGCGUACUUCUAGAACCGAAUUCAUCACAAUGUUAACUAAUAUUCCUCGGAACAAUGAUGUAUCUUUCGAUCUCCUGUCGUAUCAUGGAGAGGUGUAUGGUGGGCGUCUAACUGACUCUAUCUCCAUCGAAGUGACAAUAUCCGGAAUUAUGGCGACUCCACUCCGUUUUAAAUUUAUGUUUAGCCACCGCGGAUACUUGUUGGAAAUAGGGCAUCGGAUUGAGUGUGAGUAUGUACGAUUUGCGGAUGAUGAAAAUUAUGAUGUCGGACACGAAUUCGCUGUUGCUCCGGCCUCUUCAGGAGCUCUGAGUCCUACAGUUGAACGGAUCAAUGAGUUUUUGGAAAGUUUCAAAGCGGCGAUUGAAACCAGAGAUUGGUAUCAAAUCGAGAAGCACUUCAGAUCAACCAACUAAAAGAUUGUGUUAUGCAACGAAAUUGGAUUGUCCGAAAAGUUUUUUUUAUUGAAUAAACAUUGUAUUU
This is a messenger RNA of Caenorhabditis elegans, 935 nucleotides long. RefSeq names its product Conserved secreted protein (gene Y48G9A.6). The coding region runs from base 2 to 868 and encodes 288 amino acids. NCBI's taxonomy places the organism in Eukaryota, Metazoa, Nematoda, Chromadorea, Rhabditida, Rhabditidae. The record is from RefSeq and is marked reviewed. The transcript is spliced from 3 exons.